Trematomus bernacchii (emerald rockcod) is the source of this 4942-nucleotide messenger RNA. RefSeq names its product E3 ubiquitin-protein ligase RNF19A-like. Lineage: Eukaryota; Metazoa; Chordata; Actinopteri; Perciformes; Nototheniidae. Gene Ontology annotation, molecular function: ubiquitin conjugating enzyme binding; ubiquitin protein ligase activity; zinc ion binding. Bases 489 to 3110 code for a protein of 873 amino acids. The record is from RefSeq and is a predicted model, not a curated record. Gene Ontology annotation, cellular component: ubiquitin ligase complex; cytoplasm. Gene Ontology annotation, biological process: protein polyubiquitination; ubiquitin-dependent protein catabolic process; positive regulation of proteasomal ubiquitin-dependent protein catabolic process. The transcript has 10 exons.
UGUAGGAGCUGUUGUCGCUCGAAACGGAACGGAUACGGAUAGGUGGGACUGAACACAGCAGGAAAAUAAGUGCUAGUAGCAGUGGGGAAGUCCUUCACAGCACUGCGUCGGGACCACUCGUUUCUUAACUUGAAUCGUUUUUGGAAGGCAGGACGAUUUCCCUAGUCUUCGUUACUGUCUGCGGAACAAGUGUCACUAGCAACAGACGGUUCUGUUGCUGUUUUGCAGCAGGUGACCCCCACUCCUCAGCCAAAAUCCGUUUAUUAGAUGUGACCACAAGGUUGAUCAGGAGAAGCCACCAUGUCUUAAACCCAGACGGGCCCUCUGGAGCCCUGUCCCCCCACCCUGGAUCCCCCUCCCCCUCCCCUAUCCACCACCUUACCCCUUCUCCCAGCCCCAUCCCACUUCAACACCUCCUUCCACAUGUGAGGGACAGGCUUCCGGGCUCCGGCUCGCCUCUGGCACACCCCCCCUCUCCCUCAGUAGAGAUGAGCCUGGAGAAGCACCAGCAGUUGGGUGGUGGUAGCGGAGGGGGGUUGGGCUCUGACCGGGACCUGCAGUCCACUGCUUCCUCCAUCUCUCUGCCCUCUGUGAAGAAGGCCCCCAAGAAGAGGCGCUUCUCCCUGGCCUCUCUCUUCAGGCUGCGAGGCCGGGAGCCCAAAUCAGGGCGCCAAAGGUCCCGAGAUCUCCAGUACCCGGGACCCAUUGGGCUAGUCGGUGUGGAUGGCAUCGCCAGCAUUGAGAGCAUCCACUCUGAGAUGUGUAACAAUAAGCACUCUGCCUUCUUCUCUGCGGCUGGGGCCGGAGCUGCCUCUGCUGCCGCCUCCACCUCAUCUGCCUCGGGGCCUUCCUCCUCUACCACCACCUCCUCCUCCUCUAAGGUGGGGGGUGCGGUGGUGGCAGAUCUACUGGAGUGCCCGCUGUGCCUUCUGCUCCACUCCAGGGAGAGCUUCCCUGACAUCAUGACCUGUCACCACCGCUCCUGUAUGGAUUGCCUGCGGCAGUAUCUGCGCAUCGAGAUCUCAGAGUCUCGUGUCAACAUCAGCUGCCCCGAGUGCUCGGAGCGCUUCAACCCUCACGACAUCCGCAUGAUCCUGGGUGACCGGGCACUCAUGGGGAAAUAUGAGGAGUUCAUGCUGAGGAGGUGGCUGGUGGCUGACCCGGACUGCCGCUGGUGCCCUGCGCCGGACUGUGGGUUCGCAGUCAUUGCUUUCGGCUGUGCCAGCUGUCCUAAGAUCACGUGCGGCAGAGAGGGCUGUGGCACAGAGUUCUGUUACCACUGUAAGCUGCUGUGGCAUCCCAACCAGACGUGUGAUGCAGCGCGGCAGCAGAGAGCCCAGAGCCUCCGCCUGAGGACGGUGCGCUCCUCCUCCCUCAGCUACAGCCAGGAGAGCGGAGCUGCAGCUGAUGACAUUAAGCCAUGUCCGCGCUGUGCUGCUUACAUCAUCAAAAUGAACGACGGCAGCUGUAACCACAUGACCUGCGCUGUGUGUGGCUGUGAGUUCUGCUGGCUGUGCAUGAAGGAGAUCUCAGACCUGCACUACCUGAGUCCGUCAGGCUGUACUUUCUGGGGGAAGAAGCCAUGGAGCAGGAAGAAAAAGAUUCUUUGGCAGCUGGGAACGCUUGUUGGAGCCCCCGUCGGCAUCGCUCUAAUCGCUGGUAUUGCUAUCCCCGCCAUGAUUAUCGGCAUCCCUGUAUAUGUUGGGAGGAAGAUCCACAACCGUUAUGAAGGCAAAGAUAUCGCCAACCACAAGAGGAACCUGGUGAUCGCGGGGGGGGUGACUCUCUCUGUCAUCGUGUCUCCAGUGGUGGCUGCAGUCACUGUGGGAAUUGGAGUUCCCAUCAUGCUGGCGUACGUCUACGGCGUGGUGCCCAUCUCAUUGUGCCGGAGCGGGGGGUGUGGAGUCUCCGCUGGGAAUGGCAAAGGAGUUCGCAUAGAAUUUGACGACGAGAAUGACAUGAAUGUUGGCAGCGGGGCGGGGGCCACUGAUACUACAUCAGUGGCAGACACCAGAAACAACCCCAGUAUAGGUGAAGGCAGUGUGGGGGGGCUGACCGGCAGCCUGAGUGCCAGCGGCAGCCACAUGGACCGUGUGGGGGCCACCAGGGGCAGCCUGAGUGAGACGGCGUCCACCAGGGCCCUGGCCGGGGCCAGCAUCACCGGCAGCCUCUCCGGCAGCGCCAUGGUGCACUACCUGAACAGGCUGGAGGUGCAGGCGGAUGUGCAGAAGGAGCGCUGCAGUCUGAGCGGGGAGUCUGGCACCGUCAGCCUGGGCACCAUCAGCGACAACGCCAGCACCAAGGCAAUGGCUGGAUCCAUUCUGAACGCCUACAUGCCCCUGGACAGAGAUGGGAACAGUAUGGAGGUCCAGGUGGACAUUGAAUCCAAACCGGGCAAACUGCGGCGCCACAGUGGCAGCAGCAGCGUGGAGGAUGGAGGCCAUGUUGGCCGCUGCGGCUGGACCUGCCCCUCCAGUGGCUGCCCGUCCUCAGAAGGCAAAGGCACCUCCACAAAGUGGGCCAAAGAGGCAUCCUGCUCCUCCUCCUCCAGCUCUGGGGCCAAAAAGAGCAAAAGCAAGCUGCGCAAGAAAGGGGGCGGCACCAAGAUCAAGGAGACACGGGAGGACCUGGACGCCCAGCUGCUGGAGCAGCGCAGCACCCACUCCUCCGAGUUCGACUCCCCCUCGCUGAGCGGAAGCCUGCCCUCUGUGGCCGACUCUCACUCCAGCCACUUCUCGGAGUUCAGCUGCUCCGACCUGGAGAGCAUGAAGACGUCCUGCAGCCACGGCUCCAGUGGGGGGGACUACCACCCCCGCUUCGCCACCGUCAGCCCCUUACCUGAGGUGGAGAACGACCGCCUGGAGACCUGCCCUGCUUCUGCUUCCUCCUCACAGGGACAUGGAGCUGUGAACUCCCCCCACUCCACCACCUCCUCCCUGGGCCCCGGCGCAGAGCCCCCCCCUCUCUGCUACAUUACAGAGGAGAAUGUCAACCUGGUGUGCCCUGCUGAGCUGGACUCUCACAGCAACACCAGAGAGCUAAAAGAGAACAACAACAACCACCCCCCCCCACCACAGCCCAAGAACGCCUGUAUACAGACUGACAUAUGACAUCUCAAUACCUUAAGUGCUGCACACAUGCUAUUAUGAGUUAACAUCUUUUCCUCCGAACUAACAACCACAGCGUACAGUUUAACCAACAUGUUCUUCCCUUAAAGUUGCUGUGUUAUUUUGGGAUUUCUUCUCCUUCAUUAAAAGCAGCCCUGAGUUAACAGAUGUGUGUUUGUCUGCUGACGGGCUUGUUGGGAGUAUUACUAGCUUUCCAAAGUGCAGCCUGGUGAGAAAUGUAAGGUUAUGAAUGCUGGUUCUCCCUGAGCGAGCCGCACACUGCGGACUCUUUCUGUUCACAGUUCACUCAGUGACCGCUUGAAACAGAUAUUGGUUGCUGUCCCAUUGAUCUGUGUAGGAUAAACCCAACCACUGUGCUAGCUCUGCUAGUAUUUAAUCUUGCUUCCACAAUACGAUUCACUAUUUCCUCUGCCCCCCCCCACCCCCAAACUUAAGUAACAGAAGAACCUUUAUUAUAAUAUUUUCCUUCCUGGAUGUUUGUUUGAACUGUAAUGUAUAAUCUUAACGCCUGGGUUUGAGAUCCUUCAUCAUUUUUGCGCAAAAAACCCCCAACUGAGAUUCUGUUUAGAUGGAUGGACACAACUGAUCCAGUUUAGACCUGAAGCUGACAUUGCCUUUAACUCUCAGUGUGUGUUUUAGUGCUAAAAUGACUUUGGACACCCUGCUUUGUUCUGUGAAAAGCUUGUUAUGAUAUGUUAAGGGUGGGGGGAUUGCUUUGAGAAAGGUCUCUGGAAGGCCACAGUUUUUGAGAUAAUGCUGAAAGUCAUUAUAUUAAAAUUAACCAAUGGGUUGGUCAAUUCUGUGAAAUUGUAUAAAGAAAAUGUUUUGUCCUGUUCAAAGGUGAUUUAUUCAGGCUGACGGCCUCGCCUCACUGAGUAAGAGAGAGCUUUGAUAUCUUUCUUUGUAACUCAUGGUGCCUUCAAGAGCUGUUUGUGUUCUGUUCUUCUCUCCACCGUGUCUUUAACACCUCAAACAACUACUCAUUAUAGGUUGCAGAAUGUCUGUCUGUGUAGGAGGGAUGCUCAUUCACAUACACAGCAUACUGUGGUAGACAUGGUAAAUGAAGACUUUUCAAUUGCCUACCAAAGACAGCACUCAGGCUUUUGUUAAAUCUUAUACCGUUGGCUUGUCACCUGUAGACGCAGUAUGCAUCCUUUGUCCUCCUGGGGGUGAAUGAAGCUACGCCCCAGGAUUAUACAGACACACAGACUGCUGUUUUUGUACAUGCUUCACCAAUGCAAAUAUCUGAGGCCUCCCAAAGGCCCAAGGCACCUGCACUGUUAUCUGUAUUUCUUAUUGCGAUGAUGUUCUGCAAGGCGCAGAGGUUAGCGGGGAUACAAAGGUUGGUUCUGGGUUACCUUCCCUGUUGACUUUACUGUGACUUCUGUUUGUGUUGCCAAUCGGUGCUGCUGAGCAGACUUGAAGUCAAAUUCAGUUUUCAACACUUUGCAGAAAAGCCUGUCUUCACUGCUCAGUGGUCAGCUUUACCCUGAGCCGCUCAGGUGAACCUCUAGCAGGAAGCUCAAAGCAUCUUGGAUGGUAUGUUGACCCAGGUCUGUUACUGAAUGAUCACUGAUUCUGGUUCAGUUGAUAAGGCUACAUGCUGCAGUCCUUCCCCCCCAUUAAAGCAAACAUGUUGUCUUUCUCCCUGGGUUCGUUUCUCAUUCUUUACCAAAACUUCAGUUUUCUUGAUCCUAAUUUCCACACUAGUGCCAGAUAUCAUUUGUAAUUUGUGCAGAAUGGCAUUUGUAUAUUUGUUUGAUCAUUUGCUUUACUAUAUGCAUAUCAGAAAAAUAAAUAAAAAAUAUGAAUUA